UUAUCCACACACUAAUAUAAUCCCUGCUGAUCCAGCAGUUCAUUCCAGUUCAUCGGAUGGAUCCAACAAAAGCAUCACAAUAUCUCUAACAAACCGUUCGACUUUCUAGCUCCAACAUCUCGUAGAGAGUCCGCAACAAAUAGCACAAGGUCUAUCAAAGGAAUCGAAUUGACGCAAAUACAUCACAAUGAAAUUCACACUUUUCUUCAUCUCAGCUUUGGCUUUCUUCUGCCUCUCAUCAUCAGAAUCCCCUCCUCAGAAAAAAUCCCAAGACCCAGACUCUGACACUAUUACUGAACCUGUUCUAAUGGACCCAGAAUAUAUCACUACGGAACCUGCAUCAAAGCCAACAGAAUAUUGCAAAUGUGUUGGAGAGAAAGGAGAAAUGGGAGAACCUGGAAUAGAUGGGCAAAAUGGUACCCACGGAAGUGAUGGAAGUCCUGGUGCACCAGGUACUGCAGGUCCCACAGAUUUGCGAGGUCCACCAGGUGCAAUGGGUGGACAAGGCGUGAAAGGAGAAAAAGGUGAGCCAGGAAUGCAACCAAGAAUGCCCCCACCACCACGACAUCCACGGCACGUAAACUGGAAGCAAUGUACUACGACUGAAGGUUCAGACGAACAAAAUGGAGUAUUACUCAGCUGUCCAUUCAAUAAACAUCGUAGUGAAUCUGCACUACAUGUGGAGUUCGGAGGAACUCUACGAACGAUGCUCAAUACCUUGGUUCAUAAUGUUGUUUGUGCUCGAUGGUACUUUACAUUUGAUGGAGAAGAAUGCCAACCGCCAAUUGAUGGGGUUGUGUUUGAGGGACAAAGAGGCAAUUCACAUUAUCCACACCAAAUCGGUGGUUUUUGUCAAAAGACGAUGGCAGACCAAGACAUCACAAAAGGUAUGGUUAACAUCGAAUUUCGCAUUGGGAACUGCCAUCAUUAUAGCCGACGAGAAAAAGGCAUCACUUAUCUUGGCUUAGAUUCUGUUUCACGAGUAAUAAUCACAGAAAUGCCACCACCUCAAAAGUAAAGUUGGGUUGUGAACUCAUGUGUGACUGAUGACUUUUGUGCUAGUUAGCUACACACAGCAAAGCAUAGUUUCUACGUAUCUAGCAGUCUGCCAUUCUGUUGGUGUUCAUUAUUUCACUAAGCAGUUAGAUUAUGCGUCUUGCUGAUGACUGGCAUAAGCAAACGCUGUUGCAAAUUGAAAUGCAGUCAAAACUCA
Messenger RNA from Corticium candelabrum, 1213 nucleotides. RefSeq names its product collagen triple helix repeat-containing protein 1-like. The coding region runs from base 188 to 1018 and encodes 276 amino acids. The transcript has 5 exons. The record is from RefSeq and is a predicted model, not a curated record. NCBI's taxonomy places the organism in Eukaryota, Metazoa, Porifera, Homoscleromorpha, Homosclerophorida, Plakinidae.